AUGUAUGUGAAAUGCUUUGAUACAGUAAUGUUUUACUAUGUUAUUGUAGUGAUUUUAGUGAAUGUCACUUUUUGUCAUUUUCAAAUUUCCCGCCAUUCCGUCCCCGUACACCCCGACGCUCGCAGAGGACGGAGCCCAGAUGACAGAUGCUGGCAUCCGCCAGAUUACAUUGCCGGGGACACUGCAGGAGGGACAUCGCGGGAGCGCAGGACAAGGUAAGUGACCGAGGGAUCGCGGAGCAGAGCCGCAUGGCAUUCCCGAGUGUAGUUCGGGGUUACCGCUUGUGCUACACUCGGGAAUACCGCCAGGGAGGUUAAG
This is a messenger RNA of Staurois parvus, 318 nucleotides long. The record is from the annotation of a GenBank genome assembly. NCBI's taxonomy places the organism in Eukaryota, Metazoa, Chordata, Amphibia, Anura, Ranidae.